Molecule: messenger RNA, 720 nt
Organism: Ochlerotatus camptorhynchus
Lineage: Eukaryota; Metazoa; Arthropoda; Insecta; Diptera; Culicidae
Exons: 1
Coding region: 1-720 (239 amino acids)
Source: RefSeq, a predicted model, not a curated record
AUGAAACGCCUUAUCUUCAUUCUGGCCCUUUUCGGAGCCACACUAGCUCAAAGUUCAAGACAAUCCGCCACGGAUGUAAUCAGAAAGUUCAAAGAGGUUGCUCCCAAGUACUUGGAAAUACUGGAAGCUGGAGAAACGGAGUUGGAACAACUCCGAGUGGAAAGAUCGGACAUGGUAGCCAAGUUUCACGAUGACAUCAUUAUCAUUAAAGAAAGCUACGUGGUGGAUGCCAUCAAGAAGGAAAUCAGUAUGCAUCAGCAAAUCACAGGACAACCCUUCAGCGUAGACGUCACGUGUCUGAAGUUCGUGAAUACAACUUUGGAUAUGAACAUGGAUCUGGCCGGUGCUGGAUUCACCAAUUGCAUCAACAACGUUGAUGAGGCUUUCAACGGAAUGGUGGCCAAAUACUUGAACGCAAUUGGAGUGCAGGAAACGAUGCUUAACGAGCUGCGUCUUCUGGAUGUCUUCCGUGGGGAUAACGUGUUCUACACCCCGCAGAAUAUCAUCGAUAAAUUGGACAGCAAGUUGGCUGACCUGAAGUUCAACCCAGAAUCAAUGAAUGAAGAUUUGAAAAAAGCGAAGGAGACAUUCAAGAACGAUCUGGAAAAGAUCCGUUCCGAUUACGUUGGAUGCAUGACUCAGGGCGAACAGUUGCUUAGCGACGGUAUAACAUUAUUGAACAUGCAACUUACUUUCAGCUGUUUGGGAAAACUGAUUUAA